Messenger RNA from Brassica oleracea var. oleracea, 699 nucleotides. RefSeq names its product F-box protein At3g19880-like. Gene Ontology annotation, molecular function: protein binding. The record is from RefSeq and is a predicted model, not a curated record. NCBI's taxonomy places the organism in Eukaryota, Viridiplantae, Streptophyta, Magnoliopsida, Brassicales, Brassicaceae.
AUGGCGACGAUCUCUGAUCUUUCGAGUGAUCUGGUAGUAAUACUCACAAGGGUUCCGAUAACUUGUUUAGGAACAGUGAGAUUGACUUGCAAAAGAUGGAACACUUUAUCCAAAUCUCAGCUUUUAUGCAAAGCAGAAGCAAAAGAGCAGUUUCUAGGGUUCAUGAUAAGUAAAACUAAGCUGUUUUCCUUGAGAUUCGACGUGCAUGAAAAAUUCACAGUAAAGGAGAUACUUGAUUCGUUUAAUCAAGUCGAGAUAUCUGAAGUUCUUGUCUGCGACGGCUUGUUGUUAUGCGUCACUGUCACAAGAGACGAGUACAGUCAACGCCUCAUGCUCUGGAACCCAUACUUGGGACAAACAAGGUGGAUCCAAACAAGAAGAUCUUACGAUAGAUCAGACGUAUAUGCUCUUGGAUACGACAAGAGCACCAACCGUAACCACAAAAUCUUGAUGUAUUGUUAUGGUUACAAGGAAGAUGAAUGUGAAAUCUACGAUGUUAAGUCCGAUUCAUGGAGGACUCUUGAUGUCAAGCUACACUGGGGCUGGGGCGAAGAGUACUUCCAUGUCAGCGCAUCGCUGAAAGGAAACACUUACUUUUUGGACCGCGAUGGACAUGAUGAGAUGUUCACUGGAAGAGAAACUCGCGGCUUUAUAUAUGCGCAGUCCUAUAUCUGGGAUGGGAAUUUGGGUUACAACUAA